AGAACCACACAAUAUGUAAAGGCCGCACACAAUUUGUGGCUCAGAAAACACUCCCUUUUCCGACGUGGCAAUUCAUCAAACACCUUCUGGGCUCACACGUCAAACUUUUCGAUGACAGAGAAGGAUAACACAGUGUCUGAGGUAAGACUUUUUGGUAAGACUAUUGAACUGCCGGCGGCGGAGAGUGGCGCAGCUAGGACUCUAGAGGAUCGGUCGAAUCAAGAACCGCCGUGCUCGUCUGAUUCUAUGCUCCAAGAUGGCGGCUUGAAUGGAGAUGCGGAGGAGGACCAGGAAUUUAGCGAGAGUAUGUCAAGUCCUAAACAAGAUCAUGCUAAAGACUCUGAGGAAUUGAAAGAUUCCAGUGAGUAUCGAGCAAUAGCUGAGGAUCCGAAUCCACCCUCUGAGACUGAGAAGAUGGUGACGGGUGAAGAUGACCAAAAUGAGACGAGUAACUCACAGGAGGAGAAACCCCUCAAGAAGCCCGAAAAGAUAAUUCCGUGUCCUCGCUGCAACAGCAUGGAUACGAAGUUUUGUUACUUCAACAAUUACAACGUGAACCAACCUAGGCAUUUCUGCAAGAAUUGCCAGAGAUACUGGACAGCCGGAGGGACCAUGAGGAAUGUGCCUGUAGGCGCUGGUCGACGUAAGAACAAGAACUCUGUUCCCCAGUACGGCCAUAUCACUAUCCCGGAGGCCCUUCAGAGUGCUCACCAUGCUGCUGUCAACCCCAAGGGCACUCUUCUCACCUUCGACUCAGAUUCGCCCCUAUGUGAAUCCAUGGCGUCAGUUUUGAACAUUGUUGAUAAAACAAACUCAAGAAACGGAUUCCACAGACCCGAAGAGAUGGAGAUGUCUGUUCGGAGUAAGGAGAGCGGGGAUGAUUCUUCCACCACUGCUUCAAGUUCGAAGGAUGAAGUAGGUAAGAAGCCCAAGAUGAUGCCAAACGGCCAUCCCUUGCCUCAUCAGGUGCCAUGCUAUCCGGGAGGCCCCUGGCCCUACCCGUGGAAUCCCGUGCAGUGGAACUCUGCUGUAUCUCCACCGAGCUUUCCUGUGCCGUUCUAUGCUGCAGCACCACCACCUUAUUGGGCUUGUGCAGUGCCUGGUGCUUGGAACGUCCCGUAUGUUAUGCAACAACUGCCAACUGCUCUCCAGACGCCUCCUAGCCCAAACUCCCCGGCUUUGGGGAAGCAUUUGAGAGAAGAAACAGCGCCAAAAACUGCCAAUGCAGAGGAAGGGGAAGCAAAGGAGACCAAUCUUGAGAGAAACCUAUGGUUUCCAAAAACAUUGAGGAUUGACGAUCCGGGAGAGGCUGCAAAGAGCUCGAUAUGGGCAACAUUGGGGAUAAAGAACGAGAGAGCCGGAGCUGUGGGAGCCAGCGGUGGUGGCAGUGGCCUUUUCAAGGUGUUCCAACCUCAAUCUAAAGGUGAUGAAAAGAGCCUCGGUUCAGAAGCCUCAACGGUGUUACAAGCCAAUCCGGCAGCACUCUCCCGCUCGUUGAACUUCCAUGAGAACUCCUAAGCCGACGUAUCGCCCAGUUUUUCUUGAUGAUCUGUAUUGCCAAGUUGAGAAGUAGUUGUAGCCAUGGACUGAGUGUGGGGGAAAUGGUGCAUUUCCAUGAUUCUUGACAAGAUUUAGGAUAUGGUAUCCUCCUUGUACAUUAAAUUUAUGAUAAUGUCACUUGCUAAGAUAGUGAGCUUGUGUAACAAACUCCACAUGCCGUAAAAAUAAGUGAGGAAUAUUUAUGAGAUUUUCCUUUUU
Salvia splendens (bonfire salvia) is the source of this 1758-nucleotide messenger RNA. Its product is annotated as cyclic dof factor 2. Gene Ontology annotation, biological process: regulation of DNA-templated transcription. Lineage: Eukaryota; Viridiplantae; Streptophyta; Magnoliopsida; Lamiales; Lamiaceae. Bases 112 to 1518 code for a protein of 468 amino acids. The record is from RefSeq and is a predicted model, not a curated record. The transcript has 3 exons. Gene Ontology annotation, molecular function: DNA-binding transcription factor activity; DNA binding.